Molecule: messenger RNA, 933 nt
Organism: Trichoderma asperellum CBS 433.97
Lineage: Eukaryota; Fungi; Ascomycota; Sordariomycetes; Hypocreales; Hypocreaceae
Source: RefSeq, a predicted model, not a curated record
AUGGCGUCACAAUCUACUCCAGAAUCUGUUUUUGACCACGUUAUUCUUUUAAUUCCCCAUUCCCAACUCAUUUCACUUCCACAAUGGCUGUCGGAUGCUUUCACUAUCCUUGAAGGAGGUGUGCAUGAGGGUGGCAUGACUGAGAAUAAGAUCGUCGUCUUCAAAGACGGCGUCUACCUGGAACUCAUUGCUUUUGUUGAUGGCUUGAACCCCCAGCAUAGAGCCAUGCACCCGUGGGGUAGGCAGCCCGAUGGACAUAUUAUCCACUGGGCCCACACCAUCCUAAGUCACGAAGAGGAAGAAGGUUCAAACAAUUCUGAAGAGAAAUUCCGUGCUGUUCAAGCCAGAAUCCAAGAUUCUCAAGUGGGAAUUAAGUACCUGGAUCCAGAACCGGGAUUUAGGACAAUGGCAGAUGGCUCAAAGAGGACUUGGGCCAAUGCGAUACCCAACUUUGACAACUACAAAGGGCCAAUUUAUGUCAAUCAGCAGCCUUUCUGGACUUUUGAUCGGACCCCACGAUCUCUCCGAGCUCCCAUUACGCCAGGGAAUGCAUCUCAUCCAUCGGGUGCAGUUGGUGUUGCUGGAAUUUCUCUCUUCAUUAAAGAUGAAGAGGUCUUAACCAACAUGGUUCCCUUUUACAAUGCCAUUUUCAACAAGCCUGGUGUUAACGAGAGCCCACAUAAAAAUGUCACACGAUAUAGUUGGGAGGCCGCGGCGCCCGCUCAUCCGGAAUUUGGCCAAAGGCAUUUCUUCCUCUACCAUGGUACCAAGGAAGCCUUUACGGAGGAAGAGAUGGCGGAAGCGAAUGGGGUAGUGCCUGAUAUCUUUAUCAAGCUAUCUUUGUAUACCAAAGGGAAGGGCGGUAGUGUUAAGGGGGCGCUUGUAAAGGGAACACUGAUUACUUUUGAACUAAUUCCUAUUCCAUCUUCGUAG